Molecule: messenger RNA, 3679 nt
Organism: Scleropages formosus (Asian bonytongue)
Lineage: Eukaryota; Metazoa; Chordata; Actinopteri; Osteoglossiformes; Osteoglossidae
Product: serine/threonine-protein phosphatase 2B catalytic subunit gamma isoform-like
Exons: 14
Coding region: 641-2191 (516 amino acids)
Biological process (GO): calcineurin-mediated signaling
Molecular function (GO): calmodulin-dependent protein phosphatase activity
Source: RefSeq, a predicted model, not a curated record
GAUCUAGCGGAUUAGAGAGUUUAAUCCGAGCGCACGAAAGUGGAGGGGAGGGGGGACCCUGAUAACUGCAGCUCGCGUGCGAAGGGGGAGGCAAGAAAAUUGAGGCGAAGCGCCCCGAAAGCAGUUUCAUGGGCUCGGAAACAAGAGGGCACGUCAACAUCGCCACGUUUAAGAUAUCUUAAAGCAGUGGGGCUGCGGAAAAGUGGGGGGAAACUGAUUUUUGGCGCUGCCGACGGGGUUGUUCAUUUGUACUUGGUCGGCUCGGUGGCUAGCUAGCUAGCUAGCUAAUCCUGUUAGUGAGGGGAAUUGGCAGCAGUUGGGGGCGCGCGGCGGCCGACGAGCGCGGCCACCGAGCGGGCUCUCCGUGCACAGAACGCGCCGCUCGCUCCGGAGGCACAGCGAACCCCCCACUCCCCCCCCCUGCCCGACCGCUCGCGCUCUCUCUCCCCCCACCCUCCCCUUCCCGCGCGCCCCCUCUCCCGCCCCGGGGCUCUCUCGUGCACGGACUCGGGGCGGACAGCUGGCGGCUCCCGGGUGCCCGGGCGGCGCGGGACGGCGAGCGCGAAGGAGUGCGUUCUCCCCGCGGAGGGAUUAUUCGCUCGCGAGAGACUGAGAGAGGUGGGCGAGGCGGAGGAGGGAGAUGUCGCGGAAGCCGGCGGCGGAGCAGAGCAGGCAGUCGACCACGGAGCGUCUGGUGAAAGCGGUGCCAUUCCCCCCACACCAGCGCCUCUCCAUGAAGGAGCUCUUUGAGGAUGGCAAACCCAAGGUGGAUUUGCUCAAGUGCCACCUUGUGAAGGAGGGCCGGCUGGAGGAAGACGUGGCACUGCGCAUCAUCAGGGAUGGUGCCAACAUCCUUCGCCAGGAGAAGUGCAUGCUGGAAGUGGAGGCACCCAUCACAGUGUGUGGCGAUGUCCACGGCCAGUUCUUUGACCUGAUGAAGCUCUUUGAAGUUGGUGGCUCGCCAAACAACACACGCUAUCUCUUCUUGGGGGACUAUGUGGAUCGAGGGUACUUCAGCAUCGAGUGUGUGUUGUUCCUCUGGGCCCUCAAGAUCAACCAUCCGACCACACUCUUCCUCCUCAGAGGCAACCAUGAGUGCCGCCAUCUCACAGAGUACUUUACCUUCAAGCAGGAGUGUAAAAUCAAGUACUCAGAGCGUGUGUACGAUGCCUGCAUGGAAGCAUUUGACUGCCUGCCCCUGGCUGCCCUCCUCAACCAGCAGUUCCUGUGUGUACAUGGAGGCUUGUCCCCGGAAAUCAACUGCCUGGACGACAUCCGAAAAUUGGACAGGUUUAAAGAGCCGCCAGCAUUUGGUCCUAUGUGUGACCUGCUGUGGGCUGACCCUGGGGAGGACUAUGGCAGCGAGAAGACCCCUGAACACUUCAACCAUAACUCUGUCCGUGGCUGCUCUUAUUUCUUCAGUUACCAUGCAGUAUGUGACUUUUUGCUAAAUAAUAAUCUCUUAUCAGUAAUUCGAGCACAUGAAGCCCAAGAUGCAGGGUACCGAAUGUACAGAAAAAGCCAGACUACAGGUUUCCCAUCAUUAAUCACUAUCUUUUCAGCACCAAACUACCUAGACGUUUACAACAACAAAGCUGCUGUGUUGAAAUACGAGAACAAUGUGAUGAACAUCCGGCAGUUCAACUGUUCUCCACACCCCUACUGGCUGCCCAACUUUAUGGAUGUCUUCACAUGGUCCCUGCCCUUUGUGGGUGAGAAAGUGACCGAGAUGCUCGUGAACGUGCUCAAUAUCUGCUCCGACGAUGAACUCAUGUCUGAAGGAGACGACACGUGUGAGGGUGGCACCCCAGCCGCGCGGAAGGAAGUCAUCAGGAACAAGAUCCGUGCCAUUGGCAAGAUGGCCAGAGUCUUCUCUGUACUCCGAGAGGAGAGUGAGAGUGUACUGCAGCUUAAAGGGCUGACCCCCACGGGGACCUUGCCUCUGGGAGUGCUUUCUGGAGGCCGGCAGACCCUACAGAGUGCCACCAUAGAAGCAGAAGCGGCACGAGCCAUCCAAGGCUUCUCGCCCCAGCACAAGAUCCGGAGCUUCGAGGAGGCGCGCGGCCUAGACAGGAUAAACGAGAGGAUGCCCCCCCGCAGGGACAGCCAGCAGGCCGACAGCGCCUCGCUCAAGUCCCUCAAUGCAGCCAAUUGCCCCAACAAGAAUGGCACGGAUCCCCCUGCACAGUAACGCCUGCUCACACGGCCCCAUCCUACCAGGCUCACACAUCUCCACUCUUUUUCUCUUACUGGAAGCCUGCGAAAGCCUUCUCCUCAGCCACUUGCUGCAGGCUAAGGACAGGUGGGCUGAAUGCAGUCCCACCACCGCAACUACAACAACGGCAACAAUAAACAAAUACAUCAGUGUAUCUUUAUUACAUGAUAUGUAUUAGGUUUGUGUAAAUGGUUAAAGACAAACAUGAAACGUCGGGGUUGGAAUGCACACCCACUGUUAGAAUCAAAUGUGUGUUGGGAAAUUUUGUAAGUUUGACUAUGUAUGGUACCAUGAAGAGGGCAUCUUUAUUAUUUGAGAGUUGUAGCUUUAAGUGAUUUCCACUAGUGUUGUCUUACUUGCUUGGCAAAAAGGAACAUUAGAGUGAAUAUACAUACAGAUGGUGACAUGCACGCUCUUGAGGUGGUGUUUUCAUGUGAAAGGUUUGUAAUAUGCAUGUUGACCAAGGAACAGGAGGUGUUGCUUUAUAAAUUCAAGAGGUGAGAGAUUUGGGAAAACUGCUCCAAUUAGUUGCUUUAAUACUGUUGGUGGACAAUCAUCAAAACAACUUAAAUGGAUACACUUGUUGGAGCUGCUUUGCUUUCACUAUAGAUAUAUUUAUUAAUGUAUAUUUCUGAGUGUUCCCUUAUUUAAAUGUGGGAGUUUUAAAUUUUUUUUCUAUUUUUUACAUCCUGUAAGAUCAGUCAUGAUAGUGAAAUUAAGUAGCGUAUGUCAAAAAAAAGCAGAGAUUGGAUCUCUGGCAAUGUCUUUGUCUGAUGGUUUGCAAGUUCUUGUUUGGUUUUGGGCUCUGCCAAGCAAUGCGUUUUCCUGGCUCAACACUCUCCAUUGCUGCCACAUGUCCCAGAGCCUGUCUGCUGCGUUUGCCACUAACGCUUUCCUCCGGUGACGAGUAAGAGGGCAGGCAGGCCUGCAGUAUUACUAAACCAAAGCAAGAUGUGAAGGGACAGAAUCAUCAGCACUGUUCCAUCAGCGAUGAGAUGCCAGAACUCCUGCAGGUGCUGACAUUUUAGCUUCUGUGUCUCCAGGAAGUAUGUGGAAGGAGGAGCUUGCUGGUCUUAUGGGUAUGGUUUUGUGAGGAGAGAGUUUGCUGAUGAAAAGCACAUUACUGAAUAACUGCAGCAGAACAGCUAGAGGAGAAGAAUCCUGUUCCCUCCGAAAACAUCCGACACGCCAAAAAGAAGAGAAGAAAGUUUCCAUGCCAUGGGCUGCUACAGGAUGCUCAGGCAAUGGGAACACAGUUGACACAACAGCACUUGAUGUUUCUAGAGCUUUACUGUUCAAUUCAGUGCAGAGUUAAUGCUUAAAUUGUCAAGUCUUAUCUCCACCUGCUCUUGAUCUCUUAUGAAAGACUCUUCGGAACUACAUUGGGGCACUUUGUUUAGAGGAGCAUAAUAAAUGAAUAGCUGGCCUAUGAAGAGCUGUUUUGAUAGUUUCCAGCCGGAACAA